Molecule: messenger RNA, 549 nt
Organism: Stegodyphus dumicola
Lineage: Eukaryota; Metazoa; Arthropoda; Arachnida; Araneae; Eresidae
Source: RefSeq, a predicted model, not a curated record
AUGCAGAUGCUAUGGAAUUUAGAAUCGUUAGGAAUUACAGAUUCUUAUAAGUUAUCAAUUGCAGAUGAGAAUUUGAUAAAACAAUUUGAAGAUAAUCUGAGGUUUGUAGAUGGAAGAUACGAAACUUGUUUGUUAUGGGGAAUAAAGCCAACGGAUUUAAAAAAUAACUUUUGUCUUGCUAAAAAAAGACUUGAGGACUUAAAAAACAAUUUCGAAAAUAAUGAAUGGUUGGCGAAUGAAUACAAGGACAUAAUUAAAGAUCAACAGAGUAAAGGAAUAAUUGAAGAAUGUUCUAGGGAUGCGAAGGAAUAUUUCAUGCCACAUAGAGCAGUUGUGAGAACCGAUAAGGAUACUACUAAAGUUCGCGUGGUUUUCAAUUGUAGUUCGAAAGCGAAACUAAAUCUCUCUUUGAAUGAUUAUUUAGAGACUGGGCCGAAUUUGAAUCCCAAUGUACUGGAUGUUAUUUUAAAUUUUAGGAAAUUCAAAAUUGCAUUUUGUGCUGAUAUAGAGAAAAGCAUUUUUGAUGAUUGGAAUUUCAGAAGAGGAUAG